AUUGUCACAACAAAGCAGAAGACUGUUACUAUGACAAGAAUGUGGAUGAUCGUAACAUGAGCUUGAAUAUCCAUGGUCAGUUCAGUGGUGGUGGAGUCUGCAUUAAUUGUACCCAAAACACUGCUGGUAUCAACUGUGAAACCUGUGUUGAUGGCUAUUUCCGACCACAUAAGAUAUCUCCAUAUGAUGACAAUCCUUGUGUUGAAUGCAGCUGCGAUCCUUAUGGCUCCCUGAACACCAACUGUGCUAAGGAUGAGGACCACUCAGACCCCCUUCGUGGCAUUUUACCAGGUCAGUGCCAUUGCAGAGAAGGCUAUGCUGGAGAGAAGUGUGAUCGCUGCAGUUUUGGUUACAGUGGCUAUCCAGACUGUACACGCUGCAACUGUAGUCUGGUUGGUAGCACCAACAUUGAUCCCUGUGAGAAGCCAUGCCACUGCAAGGAGAAUGUAGAGGGUGAAAACUGUGAUCGCUGCAAGCAAGGGUUUUAUAACCUUCAAGACAGAAACCGACAAGGCUGCACAGAAUGUUUCUGUUUUGGGGUGUCUGGCGUAUGUGAGAGUCUUCCUUGGGCUGUCGCAAAGGCACUGAACAUGGAUGGAUGGAUGGUAGUGGACAGGCAAGGCAACAACAGUGUACAGCCUCAUCGAGACCAUUUUGACAUUGCUAAUCAAAUUAGUAUUAACAACACACUUGCCAGAAAUGUUCUACCAUUUAUUUACUACUGGAAAGCUCCAUCAGCCUACUUGGGAAAUAAAUUAACUGCUUAUGGAGGUUUCCUGACGUAUACUGUGUCAUAUGACAUUCCACUCGAGAGUGCAGACAGUGAGAUGGUCUCCAGCAAGGAUGUCAUUAUAGAGGGCAAUGGAAAAACACUGCAUACAGGUCCUGAUGGAUUGUUAUUGCAGCCAUUUGAAAAGGAGACAGUCCAAAUUCAGCUUCUGCCUGAGAAUUUUGUGUCUGGCAGUACAAAUCAGCUGGUAGAUCGGGACUUGCUUAUGACAGUUCUUGCGAAUGUGUCACGUCUGCUGAUCCGAGCUAGUUAUGAUAGGGCAUGGAAAGCAGUAUACAGGCUAGGAUCUGUAACACUCGAUACAGCUAACCCGAAUGCUAUUGAUAUAUUGUCUGCUGCAGAUGUUGAAUACUGUGAGUGUCCCCACGGCUAUGCAGGGAUUUCAUGUGAGGCUUGCCUCCCUGGAUAUUAUCGAGUUGAUGGAAUACUGUUUGGUGGUAACUGCCAGCCUUGUGAAUGCAAUGGCCAUGCUUCAGAGUGUGAUAUCCAUGGUGAAUGCUAUGACUGCCAGCACAAUACCGUAGGCCCACACUGUGAUGAGUGUUUGACUGGCUUCUACAAAGAUCCAUCCAGAAGAACUGAAGAGGUUUGCCAGCUAUGUAGCUGUCCACUGAAUAUUGCAUCUAACAAUUUCAGUCCUACCUGCCACUUUAACAGUGAUGCUGACGUGAUCUGUGAUCAGUGCUUGCCUGGAUAUUCUGGUCCACGAUGUGAAAGGUGUGCAAAUGGUUAUUAUGGAAAUCCACUAGUGCCUGGCGGAGCAUGUAACCCUUGUGACUGCAACGGAAAUGUCGACCCACUAGAACCAGGCCAUUGUGAUCCAGUUACUGGAAUAUGCUUAAAAUGUAUCCAUAACACUGCAGGUCAACACUGUGAAAUUUGUGCAGAUGGUUACUAUGGUGAUGCUGUUGCAGCAAAAAAUUGUCACGCUUGUGACUGCCAUGUGAACAGCUCCUAUUCUGAGAUAUGCAGUCGUGAAACAGGAGAGUGCCAUUGCAAACCAAACGUGACUGGACAGCGAUGUGAUCAGUGCCUGCACGGACAUUAUGGACUGAACACUGGAUUUGGCUGCAUUCCCUGUAACUGUAACAAGGCUGGCUCUGUCUCAGAAGAAUGUACAGACGAGGGCUAUUGUCACUGUGUGCCAGGGGUCACUGGAAAGGGAUGUAGUCGCUGUGCCCAUGGUUACUAUGGCUUUGGGGAAACUGGCUGUACACCUUGUGAUUGUGCUCACACACAUAAUAAUUGCAAUCCAGAGUCUGGCGAAUGUAUCUGUCCUCCUCACACUCAGGGUCCGAAGUGUGAACUCUGUGAUGCCAGCUACUGGGGUCACGACCCCAACCAUGGAUGUAAGUUUUGCAACUGCAGUGAUGCUGGUUCAACCAGUACCCAGUGCGACCUGUUAACUGGCCAGUGUCCAUGUAUGCGGCAGUAUGGAGGUGAGAAGUGUGAGCAGUGUGCAGUAGGGUACAGAGCGUUCCCACAGUGCCUUCCUUGCAACUGCAACAUCAAUGGCACUAGAUCAGAAUGGUGUGAUGAGAAACAAGGGGUCUGCAGCUGUGAAGAGGAAACUGGCACGUGUUCUUGUAAGGAGAAUGUAUUUGGAUCUCUGUGUGAUGAGUGCACAUUGGGCACUUUUGCUCUCCGUGCUGAUAAUCCAAAUGGUUGCAGUCCUUGUUUCUGCUUUGGAGUGUCAAAGAUAUGUUCUGAGCUGGAAGGGCAUGUUAGAAUUCCUAUCACACUGACUCCAGACCAGCAUGUUCUACGUGUAGUAACAUUACAUAACCUGACUGGAACUGUGCAGGGUAUCUUUUCUCAGCCCCCCGACAUCUUGCUAGAUACUGCUGCAUUGCCACAACACCAGACGAAGGCUACAUUGUACUGGAGAUUGCCUGAUCAGUUUGUGGGAGACAAGUUACUGAGUUAUGGAGGAAAGCUGAAGUAUACAAUUGCCUAUUAUGCUUUUGGAGGAUCUGGCAGCUCUGAUUUUGAACCCCAAGUGGUGAUAAAAGGAGGUCACACAAACAAGCUGACUGUUUAUACUGAUGCUGUAACCCCAGACAAUGGAGUAAGGACUGAACAUGGCAUUGACAUGAUUGAGCACCAUUGGAGAUACUUCAAUUCAGUGUCUGAUCAGCCAGUUACCCGAGCUGACUUCCUCAAUGUGCUGAGUAACGUGGAUCACAUCCUCAUCAAGGCAUCCUACGGUACGCUACUGCAGCAGAGCAGGAUUUCCAGUGUAUCAUUGGAGGUUGCCACUGAAGCUGAAGAAGAACAUCAUGACAGAGAGGUAGCAUGCCUUAUAGAGUCAUGCAAUUGCCCCCCAGGAUAUACAGGACUUUCAUGCCAGGAGUGCAACACUGGCUAUUACAGGCAAAAUAUGAGUGGGCUGGAAGUUCAAGGACCCUUGCCACCAAUUGGUCCUUGUGUGCCAUGUCAUUGUAAUAACCACAGUGAAAUAUGUGACAUCAAAAAUGGAAAAUGCCAGGGCUGCAGGGAUAAUACAGCAGGUGACUACUGUGAUGUGUGCACCCCUGGAUACUACGGCAGAAUUACAGGAUCCAUUAGCGACUGCUCUCUCUGUGCUUGUCCUAGGCCUGGCUCUGGCAGUUUCAGUCCCACAUGUGUUCUUGAAGGUGACAGUGGUUUCCAAUGUGAUGCAUGCUUUGCGGGCUAUGAAGGACAGUACUGUGAAAGAUGCUCAUUAGGUUACUUUGGGGAACCUAAUGAGCCUGGUGGUCACUGCCAUGAGUGCCAGUGUAGCCCGAGUGGUUCCCUGCACAGCUACUGUGAUCGAGUGACAGGACAGUGUGCGUGCAAGCAAGGAGUGAUGGGAUAUCUUUGUGACCAGUGUGAACCUCGACAUAUCCUCAUGAAAGAAGAAUGUGCAUCUUGUGAUGACAAUUGCACUGGAGUCCUCCUUGAUGACUUGGAUAGUUUGCAUCUGUCUAUUUCAUCCAUUAACCUGACUGGAAUUAGGCCAGCACCCUAUGGUCUCCUUUUUGCCUUGGGAAAUACAACACGUCACCUGAAGAUGUCAUUAUCUUCAGAAAAGAACAGAAGUUUCAUCAUGCAAAGAGCAGCUGAGCGGCUGGAUGCACUUGCUGAAGACACAGAAAAUCUGGAUAAGAAGUCUGUACAGGUACUGAAUGAAAGCCUCAAACUGCAUGUGGCUGUAGACAGAACUCUGAACCAGAGUCAGAAGCUGAUGGCGCUUAUCACAGGGCUGCACACAACUACUGAAGCCCUUGCAGAAAUGACAGCAAACUUGAAUGAGACUUUGGACCAUACUUUCCAAGUACCUAACAGCACUUUCCAGCAGCUGCAGACUGAUAGCUUUAUGAUGCUGGAAGUUAUGCGCAGGAAGAACUUCACAGAUCAGCACUUGGCUGCAACAGCUGAGUUCACAUCAGUGGAAGCUUUACUACAGCAGAUUGACAAGCUGUACAGAAAGCCUUACCUGGGCUUAAACAGUUUGAAAAAACAGAUGACUGACAUCUUGACUGAGCACAGCAGCAAGUUACAGGAAGCACAGGACCUGGUGAAUGAGGCUAGAACCAAUGCCAACGAAACAAACAGGCUUCUGUAUAUCAUUUCCAGCACCUUGUCAGAGCUGUCUGAGAAGAAACUGACAGUAGAGAACAACAGCAACACGGCAUAUAUGUUGAUUGCAGAAGGGCAUUCCAUGAUGGAUGUUGCAAGAGCAGGGGACAUCGUAAAUGAAACAGCUGAGUUAGAAUCCUACCGUGAUGACACACUCAUGUGGAGUAUAAAGUUGAGGAAGCAUGUAGAUGACCUUGUCAUGCAGAUGGCUGAGAGAGGAGUACUGGAGCUUGUCUUCAAAUCAGAAGAUCAUGCAGCCACUUUACAGAGACUGGCAGAUUCACUCAACAGUGCUCUUCUCAAGGUACGAAAUAUUUCACUGAACUCCACAAUUGCAGUUCAUGCACACACUAAUAUUUAUUCACUCACCAAGAAAGCCGAACAUUUGUCCGUUAGUGCCAACAAGACAGCAUCAGGUGCAUGGGAUAUGAUUAUUCAUUCAGAAGAAUCCUUGGAGCAGGUCAGUAAAGACAAAUUAAGUCAUAGCAUGGAACUUCAGAGUGAGACAGCUGAUUUGAGCAAGAAAUCACAGAGUCUAGUUCUGGAAUUAAAUGGAUUGAAAGAACGAGUUAGUACAGUUCGCAGUAAAUGCCAAAACAUAAGUGAGCUACUAAAAGAGCCAGUGCUUACACUGAAAGCUUUGUCAAAUGCUACUACUGGAGACUUGCAGGAUGUGAAGGAUCGUGCCAUCUCAGCCAGCACAAGCACCGCUGCAGCUUUGGAGAAAGUGAGAAACUUGACUCAGCAACUGCUCAACACUUCUUCUACUUUAUCCAGCGUGAAUAAUACCUUGCAAGAAACAAGUGACCUGAUUACUAGCUCUUCCAUGGUUGCCGUGUCAGCUGAAGAGAAGGUGAAAGAAGCAGAAACCCAAGCCAACCUAUUACUUGACAGACUGAAACCACUGAAGGUGCUAGAGGACAAUAUUAGCAGAAACUUGUCUGAAAUCAGAGAACUCAUCAGCCAGGCACGCAAGCAGGCAGCAUCUAUCAAAGUUGCUAUGCUAGCAGAUCGAGACUGUAUUCGUGCUUACAAGCCUACAAUUUCUUCCCAAAAUUAUAAUACCCUGACACUGAAUGUGAAAACUACAGAGCCAGACAACCUGCUUUUCUACAUGGGCAGCAGAAGUAGUCCCGAAUUUCUGGCUGUAGAGAUGAGACGAGGAAAAGUUUCCCUGCUGUGGGAUGUUGGCUCUGGGACUACAAGACUUGACUAUCCUGAUCUCGUGAUCAACAACAACAGAUGGCAUAGAAUUCAUGCAGCCAGGUUUGCUAAAAGAGGCUCACUCAGCGUACAAGAACUUGAUUCUUCUGAGAGACCAGCAGUUAAAACUGCAGUUUCACCUGGCACGGCAACUGUCCUCACAGUCGAUGAAUCAACAGUGAUGUUUGUUGGGGGUAUUGGUGGUCAGAUCAGGAAAUCAGCAGCAGUAAAGGUCACACACUUUAAAGGCUGCAUGGGUGAGGCAUCUCUAAAUGGAAAAUCAAUUGGAUUGUGGAACUACAUGGAAAGGGAAGGCAAAUGCGGUGGUUGCUUUGGAAGCCGACAGAAUGAAGAUUCCUCAUUCCAUUUUGAUGGCAGUGGGUAUGCUGUGGUAGAGAAGCUUCUUCGAUCUACUGUAACUCAAAUGGUGAUUUUUUUCAACACAUUUUCUCCAAAUGGAUUGCUGGUGUAUCUGGUUUCCAGUGGCACGAAAGACUACUUGACCGUUGAGCUUGUUGAUGGCAAGGUUAGUCUGACCUUUGACCUAGGCACAGGCCCAUUAACUCUAACAACAGAUAGGCGGUACAACAAUGGAACAUGGUAUAAAGUUGCAGUUCAGCGGAAUAAAAAAAAAGGAGUGUUAGUAGUCACAGAUUUCUACAAUGCAAGUGACAGAGAAACUAAAGAAGGGGAUUCUCCAGGCUGGUCUUCAGACCUUGAUCGCAUGGCCAUAGAUCCAAUAUACAUUGGAGGAUUGCCUCGCUCCGUAACCGUCAGGAAACAGCUCAGCAGCAGAUCGUAUGUUGGCUGCAUAAAGAACCUGGAGAUAUCACGGUCUACGUUUGACUUGUUGAAAGAUUCCUAUGGUGUGAGAAAAGGCUGCACAUUAGAGCCUAUUCGUAGUGCCACAGUUCUGAAGGAUGGCUUUAUUGAACUUCAGCCAAAGUCACUGUCUCCAGAGUCAGAAAUACUUGCAACUUUCGCAACCAAAAACAAUACUGGGAUUUUGCUGGCAGGACUUAACAAAGCUGGAGGAAAACGCAGUCGCCGACAAGCACAGUUGCCCUUCUUUGCCGUAAUGCUAAUUGAUGGUCACAUUGAAGUACAUGUCAAUGCCGGAGAUGGAACUAGUACAAGAAAGUUGCUUAUCAAGUCUUCUUCUGGAACUUUCUCUGAUGGACAGGAGCACUCUGUCAUAUUUGUUCGUAAUAAAAGAUCACUGUCUGUGCAAGUCGAUGAAGCCAACCCCUCUGAUGUGAAACUUGGUCCAUUAGCAGACGCUAAUCUACUGAAUUUCUCUAAUUUCUACAUUGGUGGAGUUCCCUCAAUAGAUGCCAUGGAAAUUCUCAAGACAACCCAGUCUUUCUAUGGCUGUAUCAAGAAUUUGAUCUUUGACAUGGAGCUGCUAGAUUUCACAGCUGCAUUAAGAUACAGUAACGUGGACAUGGGAAGCUGCCUCCUUUCAGAGCAGCCAAAGGCUGAUCCACCACCUGAUGAGAGUGAACCACUAGGUGAAGUACAACCCACACCUUCACUUUUACCAAGGUUGGAAAAGAAAAUACCAUAUGUCACACCACAACAGACCACCGUGGCUGCCAAGGUUCAGUGUGCCACAGAUGAAGGACCAGCUGUUUUGACUAAUGCCUUUCAGUUUGGACUUGCCAAAAACAGCCACGUUAUUCUGCCAUUUGAUGCAGCUGUUGUCAAAAGAAAGUUUUCUUUGCAGCUGAACAUUCGGACCUACACUUCCAGUGGGCUGGUGUACUUAGUGGGUCAUCAAAACCAAAUGGACUAUGCUGUUCUACAGCUGUACAUGGGGCAGCUUCAUUUCCUGUUUGACUUGGGAAAUGGCUUAGCAACUGCUACAGUUCCUAGAGCUGUUAGUGAUGGAAAGUGGCAUUCAGUAAAGACUGAGAUUGCAAAGAAGAAAGGUACAAUCACAGUAGAUGGAAUUGAGUCUGUUCCUGUCACCGUCAUAGGGAGCAGCAACACACUAGAUGUCGAGGGCAAGUUAUAUCUCGGUGGCCUACCCUCAGACUAUACUGCCAAGAAGCUUGGAAAUGUUACAUACAGUGUCCCAGGCUGCAUUGAGAAAGUGAACCUAAAUAACAAGCUGCUGGGCAAAGAGUCUCCGCUGUCGAUCCAUGCUGUGAGUAGCUGUUACGCUGCAGCACAAGAGGGCACAUUCUUUGAUGGAACAGGAUUUGCUACUUUAGCUGAGGAUGGAUACAAAGUCCGAUCUGAUGUCAUCAUUACAUUUCAGUUUCGCACUACUUCACAAAACGGGGUCUUACUUGGAAUCAGCAGUGCAAAAGUGGAUGCUGUCGGACUAGAAAUUGUAAAUGGGAAGGUACUGUUCCAUGUUAACAAUGGUGCUGGGAGAGUGACUGCCACAUACGAACCACCUGGUGCGGCCAGCCUGUGCGAUGGGAAGUGGCACAAAGUUCAUGCAAACAAGAGUAAGCACCACAUGGUUCUCACUGUCGAUGGAAAUGCAGUGCGAGUUGAAAAUCCAUAUGUUCGGUCAACUGCUGCAGAUACUGAUGACCCCAUCUAUGUUGGUGGCUAUCCUGCUAAUGUGAAACAGAACUGUCUGACUAUUCAGGAUCCAUUCCAUGGCUGCAUGAGAAACCUGCAGUUGAUAAAAGGCCAGUCAGCUGAGGUGUUUGACUUCAGUGAAUCUUUCAUCCUUCUUGGAGUCUUCCCUCAUUCCUGUCCUGGCGCCGGACAGUGAAACAUCAAGAAAACGCUUCCUUCUGAAAUGCUUGAAGACAGGAAACAGACAUUCUGUUGUCCACCCAUUUCAGUUGUUUGCCAACUCAGGACAAAUAUUUUUGGACACAUUUUUAUGAUAAUACUUGACUAAACAUUUUAUACGACAGAUACCUCUACUAAACUGUUAACAGAGAUAAACAUACUUUUUUGCUGAUAAGUCAGUGUUUACAAGUGAGUAUUUUUUGAAUGUUUCUUGACAGACUAUUUCCUGAACACUGAAGACCAAGAAAAGCCUGCCUGAAGUACUGGCAUAAUAAAACAUCUGACUUUUAA
Messenger RNA from Protopterus annectens (West African lungfish), 8644 nucleotides. It is a transcript of the gene LAMA1, whose product is annotated as laminin subunit alpha 1. The transcript is spliced from 56 exons. Lineage: Eukaryota; Metazoa; Chordata; Ceratodontiformes; Protopteridae. Gene Ontology annotation, cellular component: basement membrane. The record is from RefSeq and is a predicted model, not a curated record. Gene Ontology annotation, molecular function: signaling receptor binding; extracellular matrix structural constituent. The coding region runs from base 57 to 8330 and encodes 2757 amino acids. Gene Ontology annotation, biological process: camera-type eye development; blood vessel morphogenesis; regulation of cell adhesion.